UGUGUUAGCAACAACAAAGUGAAGCUGGAGCAGAGUCCGUGUCGCCUCUACGCUGUCAGCAGCAUCUUCACUUAUCGUCCUCCGCCGGGGUCCGCUGGCUGGGAGGAUGGUUGGACGAAACGGCAGCCGGAGAACCGAAUGACAUUUGUAAGACGAUGGCUGUUGAUGCACGCCAGUUUCCAAACGCGGAAGGAGGACGCAGAAACAUGUUGCUUUAAAUUGUGACCUGCGGUGAACGGGGGAGGCAGAACAGGAGGAGGAGGACUGAGGCGUAGGCAAGCAUUGAGUGAUCUGCCACAGCUCCCAGUUGGUGGCCCACCGCAAGCGCGACGCAAUGGGCAACACGGCCACCAAGUUCCGCAAGGCGUUGGUGAGCGGCGACGAGGCGCUGGCCUGGCAGCUGUAUGAGGGCAACCCUCAGUUCAGGGACAGCCUGGACCCGAACGCAUCAUACGGAGAGCAGUACCAACACAACACACCUCUGCAUUACGUAUGCCGCCAUGCCAUGACGCGGCUGCUCAGGUCGUUCCUGUUCAGCAAAGAGGGGAACCCAAACAAGCGUAAUGUGCACAACGAGACAUGCCUCCACGUUCUGUGCCAAGGCCCACAGAUCCUGCUGCUGCCAGAGGGAGCGCUCUCUCCACGGCUUGCCCGACCGCAGAGGGACGAGCAGCGCCGCGCAGACUGCCUCCAGAUGAUCCUGAGCUGGACCGGCGCCAGACUGGAAGGAGGCCAGUACGAGAAGGCCAACGUGAACGCCACUGACAACCACCACAGCACCUGCCUUCACUACGCCGCUGCUGCAGGCAUGAAGAGCUGCGUGGAGCUCCUGAUCCAGAGCGAAGCUGAUCUCUUUGUGGAGGACGAGGACAAGCUGACGCCUUGCGACCACGCCGAGCGACACCACCACACCGACUUGGCACUCAGCUUGGAGUCGCAGAUGGUUUUCUCCUGCUCCUCGGCUCGGCAGUCAAAUGGAGACGCACACGGUGAAAGCCGCCUGCCGCAAUACAAGGAGCCUUACGAGGGACUGAAGAUUCAGGAUCUGCGCCGACUGAAGGACAUGCUGAUCGUAGAGACUGCGGACAUGCUGCAAGCUCCACUUUUCACAGCGGAAGCCCUACUUCGAGCACAUGAUUGGGACAGAGAAAAGCUUCUGGAAGCCUGGAUGUCUGAUGCUGAAGGCUGCUGCCAGCGCUCUGGCGUCACCAUGCCCACCCCACCACCCAGCGGCUACAAUGCCUGGGACACCCUGCCGUCUCCCCGCACUCCGAGGACGCCGCGCUCACCCCUAACGCUCACCCUCACCUCCCCCACCGACAGCUGCCUGACACCAGGAGAGGAAGGCCUGGCUACGUGUGGCAUCUGUCUCUGCUCCAUCUCAGUCUUUGAAGACCCGAUUGACAUGUCCUGUGGUCAUGAGUUUUGCAGAUCCUGCUGGGAGGGGUUUCUGAACAUAAAGAUUCAGGAAGGUGAUGCUCACAAUAUCUUCUGCCCUGCCUACGAGUGUUACCAGCUGGUUCCUGUACAUGUGAUAGAGAGCGUGGUUUCUAGAGAGAUGGAUCAGCGCUACCUGCAGUUUGAUAUCAAGGCCUUCGUGGAAAACAACCCAUCCAUCCGCUGGUGUCCCACGGCUCGCUGUGAGCGAGCGGUGAGGCUCACCAGACCGGGCCCUGGAGACAGCGACCCCCACAGCUUCCCCCUGCUGCCAUCCCCAGCUGUCGACUGUGGCAAGGGUCACCUGUUCUGCUGGGAAUGCCUCGGUGAGGCCCACGAGCCAUGUGAUUGUCAGAUGUGGAGGAACUGGCUCCAGAAAGUCACAGAGAUGAAGCCUGAGGAAUUGGCAGGAGUGAGCGAGGCGUACGAAGAUGCCGCUAACUGCCUGUGGUUGUUGACCAACUCCAAACCGUGUGCCAACUGCAAGUCGCCCAUUCAGAAGAAUGAGGGCUGCAACCACAUGCAAUGCGCCAAAUGUAAGUAUGAUUUCUGCUGGAUAUGCCUAGAGGAGUGGAAGAAGCACAGCUCGUCCACGGGAGGCUACUAUCGUUGCACUCGCUAUGAGGUCAUUCAGCAGCUAGAAGAGCAGUCCAAAGAGAUGACUGUGGAGGCAGAAAAGAAGCACAAAAGUUUCCAGGAGCUGGACCGUUUCAUGCACUACUACACUCGCUUCAAGAACCAUGAACACAGUUACAAGUUGGAGCAGAAGCUGAUGAAAACGGCAAAAGAGAAGAUGGAGCAGCUGAGCAGAGCCUUUAUUAGCCGUGAGGGCACUCCUCCAGACACCCGUUUUAUCGAGGACGGCGUGACUGAGCUGCUGAAGACGCGCCGCGUGCUGAAGUGCUCUUACCCAUACGGCUUCUUUCUGCAGCAGGGCAGCACGCAGAAGGAGAUAUUUGAACUCAUGCAGACGGACCUGGAGAUGGUAGUGGAGGAUCUGGCUCAGAAGGUCAAUCGGCCGUACCUCAGGACGCCACGGCACAAAAUAAUCAGCGCAGCGCGGCUGGUGCAGCAGAAGCGGCAGGAGUUUCUGGCGUCUGUGGCCCGCGGCGUCGCUCCCAACGACUCUCCUGAUCCGCCCCGCAGGAAUUACCCUGGAGGAUCAUGGGAGUGGGAGUACCUUGGCUUUGCAUCACCUGAGAUGGGAAGCCGUCACUCUGUACUGGGAGCAGGAGAUCACAGAGAGAGACAGUCGCAGGAUUAUGCUGACAUCCAGUACCGGCGCAGACACAGACCACGACGCAGAGGAGACAUGCUGAGUCUGCACAACCUCAGAAGCAGCAGCAACACGCCGGAGACCAGCAGGAGGAGCGAUAACACAGAUCCAGCAGAGAGGACAGAAGGUCGCCGGAGAGCCCUGGGCUCCCUCGACGAAGACGACCCCAACAUCCUCCUCGCCAUCCAGCUGUCGCUUCAGGAGUCCCGGCGAGAGCAGGGCCUGGAUGGCGGCGCAGAGAGGAGGCCGGGGACGGCGGGCGAUCUGGCUGACGUCGCUUUGCACUCCCUCAACAUGGAGGAUCCUCCGGGAGCCCGAGGCCCCUCCCUCCCCACUUCCCUGCUGGAUCCUCCUCGGCCCCCCAACAGGACAGACUCCACCGCGAUGCAGCCAUCCGUGCUCAGCUCCCUCCCCCUGCCGCCCCCUCCUCCCACCCUCAGCGCUGAGCUGCUGGAGCUGGGAGACAGCCUUAUGAAGCUGGGGAACAUCACCACUCCUUACAUGGACCCGGAGCCGGCGUGCAGCCGCGGCGCGCUCGCCGCUCCUUACAGCGACUGCAGCCACAGACCGGACCAGAACACAUCGACUCCACACGCCAUUCUGGAUCAGAUCGCCGUCACAGACCCCCAUCAUGACAGCAAACAGCCGAGCUACAGCGGCUCCUAUUCAGUUGAGAGUGAACACACUGCCUCCUGUGCGCUGGAUUGCUCUCAUAAUCCCCCCCAUCCUGGCACUUAUGGCCGGGAUCCGGACGAAGCAGAGCACUCCUACCAGCCAGGAAGCUCCUACACCGCCGAACAUCCCUCCACCUAUGCUCUGGACCCGCCCCGGUCCGACCCCCAGCCUCCUGUCCAGCUGUGCCUCCCAUCGCCAGAGCUGGAGCCGGAGCUGCUGCUUUCACCGGUGAUUCCGCCAGGGGGCCCUUUCACCCCCAGCGACCCCCAGAGCCUGCAGGCCCUGGACCCCACAGCCAGCGCUCAGCUGCUGGACAACAUCAUGGCCUGGUUCAACAACAACAUCAACCCCCAGAACAACCCCCAGAACCUGGCUCUCAUCCCGUCCCCGCCCACCACGGAAACAGACUCCUCCCCCGACACGCACGCCAGCGCCGAGAAGGACGGGACCGCCGCACCGGUCUGGCAGCCCCUGGAGGGCGCGCCCAGAGCAGCAGCCAGCGGCGGCCGUGAGGCCCCGAAGAGGCCCGACUCUCUGGAGCUGGAAAACAGAGACGUCAGAGAGGAGGGUGUGAGCGCGGGGUGUGUGUCGGACCUGUCGCUGGACGAAGAGCACAUACACCCGCGGUCACACAGCCAAGCUGACCCGGCGGCGGAGAGUGAAGCAGACACCGUGCUGCAGCUGGAGGGGGGCGGGUCGUCGGAGAAGUGGGAGGAGCAGGAACACUUGGUGUGACGGCGAGCAGAGAGGAAACCGAUCGGAGUGUUUACUGGAUGUACCAUACUGUUAAAAGAUGAUGUCACACACAGGUUGGACAGUUUAAGUGCUUUCUGUCUGUUGCUCCAGAAACAGACAACCAAUUAUUCAUGACAACAACAACAACAAAAAAGUUUCAGAUUACGUGAAAGAAAAUCUGUUGAUAUCAGAACACAAGAACCAUGGUUUUUAUUUUUAUUAUUACAAUUAUUUAUCCUCCUGCUUCUCAUAUUUAUUUCCUAAGUUUAGGGAUGAAGUGUUGGUGCUGCAAUCCAAACUUGCCUCAUGUUUUAACACUUGACUGACUGAUUGAUUAUAGGUGAUUGCUGUAAACCCGGAGCCCGAUGGGUGCGCUGGACAAUCAGAGGGGCUUACUUCAGAUUCCCGUGCCUGUUGUUGGUGCCAACACACUGAUCGCUCCUGCAUCGCUCUUACGUUGUACUGUUGUGUUUCUGCUGCAGGGACGUUUAAAGUCGAAUCCUUCCUCACAGUGGACUGAUUUGCUCGAAGGCACUUCUCAGAUGAAAGAUUAUUUCAGCGCAUCUGAAGAAUAGUGGAGUUUACAUGUACUCAUCAUGGAGGCCUGGUCACAUUUAUUUGGGGUUUUAAUUGAUUUAUUUAUUUAGUUUAUUUCACACUUUGGAAUAGUUAUGCAAGGGACAAUCGUGUGUAUUUUCCAGGCACGUAAUGCCAUUUUAUAACCCAGUCAAGUAACUAUGUUACUUUCAGUUGUUAUCAAAA
Xiphophorus maculatus (southern platyfish) is the source of this 4885-nucleotide messenger RNA. RefSeq names its product ankyrin repeat and IBR domain-containing protein 1-like. Gene Ontology annotation, cellular component: cytoplasm; ubiquitin ligase complex. The coding region runs from base 335 to 4123 and encodes 1262 amino acids. Gene Ontology annotation, biological process: ubiquitin-dependent protein catabolic process; protein polyubiquitination; positive regulation of proteasomal ubiquitin-dependent protein catabolic process. Gene Ontology annotation, molecular function: ubiquitin protein ligase activity; ubiquitin conjugating enzyme binding; zinc ion binding. The record is from RefSeq and is a predicted model, not a curated record. Lineage: Eukaryota; Metazoa; Chordata; Actinopteri; Cyprinodontiformes; Poeciliidae. The transcript is spliced from 21 exons.